GCUACAGGGGUGAUUCACAAGUAUUUUAAAUUGAGGCUCCAGUUUAUUUUUAUUCUAUUCGAACCCGAUCGGUCUGCUCACAACACCUGAGCCAUUCUCCGGAAGAGAACUUCAAAUCCCACAAUUCCUAUUUCCGCAACCCAGCGGGAUAUGUUGACUGGCAAGAAGUACUUUCGUCUCGUCCCUGCUUGUUAGCUAGUUGCGGUAAAUGUGACGAUCGAGUUGUUGAGCACAAUGACUAAAUGCAGACAGCUCCGGAAAUGAAAGGUGUGUGUACCUGCGAUAAGUAGCAGUGAUGGAUGGAGAAGCCCACAGGACGACUGCGUCAUGGGAGAAUGGUACCCUGGCUCCUGUGGACCGCCUUCGCUCGGAGAGGGCAGACAGCCCUACGCCAGGUCUGGUGGAGGGAACUGAACCAGGUGCCGGUCAGAAGAGUGCCAUGUUUGUCCAUGCACAGUCUUUCGAGGAUCUGACUGCUGAGGCUGACGAAGAGGUUGGAAGGAAGGCUGAAUUGGCCCAAACAGAAGAGAGUGCAGAAGAACUGAAGGUCCUCGUGGCAGAGCAAACCAUAGAGGAGCAGCACAACAGUGAAAUUUCAUCAGAGAGUAGGACUAAGGAGGAAGACGUAUCUAGUGAGACAUGGAGGAGCCACAGAAAGCAUGUGUUUGUGUUGAGUGAGGCUGGAAAGCCGAUCUACAGUCGUUAUGGCACAGAGGAGGCUCUGUCCAGCACCAUGGGAGUGAUGAUGGCGCUUGUAUCCUUCGUUGAGGCUGAUAAGAACAUCAUUCGCUCCAUCCAUGCAGAUGGCUGUAAAGUGGUUUUCCUCGCCAAGAGCCCUCUGGUCCUGGUGGGCGUGUCUCGAACUUGCCAGUCAGAUAAGGAACUGCUGCGGGAGCUGCAGUACAUCUACUACCAGAUCGUCAGUCUGCUUACUCUCACCCAGCUCAACCACAUCUUCCAGCAUAAGCAGAACUACGACCUGCGUCGCCUGCUGGCCGGCUCCGAAUAUCUCACUGACAACCUGCUGCAUCUGCUCGACCGAGACCCCGGUCUACUGCUUAGCGCUGUCACAUGUCUUCCUCUGGCCAGCUCCGCCAGGGACGUGGUCUCGUCGAGCCUGCAGUUUGCCAAAUCCAAAAACCUGGUGUUCUCCAUCCUGCUGGCGGGGAACCGCCUGGUGACUCUGGUGAGAAAAAGGGACCAGUUCCUGCACCACAUAGACUUGCACCUGGUCUUCAACCUCGUCGGCUCCUCCUCAUCCUUUCGAGAAGGUGAAGGCUGGACGCCGAUCUGUCUGCCGAAGUUCAACACUGCUGGAUUUUUCCAUGCUCACAUUUCUUACCUGGAGCCUGCGUCCGAGCUCUGCCUCAUCCUGGUCUCGACUGACCGAGAGGACUUUUUUAACAUGUCUGAAUGCAAAAAACGGUUCCUGGAGAGGCUGAGCAAGCGCAGUGCCUACCAGGCCCUUAAGGAGGCACUUAAAUGCCCCAGCUAUUCUGUGGAGCAGGUCGGCAUCCCAGAACUUAGGCACUUCCUGUACAAAUCAAAGAGCUCAGGGCUGUACACCAGUCCAGAGUUUCCUCUCGUGUACCAAUCUGACAAAGAGCAGGAAAGGCUGAUGGGACUGUACCAGGACCUUCACAGCCACUUACAUCAUCCAACAAGACCUCUGCGCUCCUUCUACCGCUGUAGUGAAACUGAAAACCUGCUGGCAUGGGUGACGAGUGGCUUCGAGCUCUACCUCUGCUUCAGUCCACUGGGGACCAAGGCCCUGGCUGUCUCUGCUGUCACCAAACUGCUGAAGUGGAUCAGGAAGGAGGAGGAUCGCCUCUUCAUCCUGAGUCCUCUCACAUACUGAACCCUCGCUGCCGGCUGGCCUGAUGAAACAAAAGUGUCACCCAGAAUGCAGACGGGUCUGGUGCUAACAACAGCUGAUGAAUUAGUCGGUUAAGUUUUAAAAGUAAUUGCCAAAACCAUGCUUUUUCUUGCUUCUGGGUCCCUCAUCUCUGAUUCACAGCUUUGUGAUAAAGUAGACCGCGUAAGGAGGGACAACUAAAAUUGUGUUUUAUCUGGCUAGAUUUUUAUAACUUUAGAUUUGGAUUAACAGACGGACGCAACAACAACAACAACAGCAUCACAACAACAACAUAAACGGUAGUGUUUGUAUGCUGUUGAAGUUGUUCCAUAAAUGAUUGUUUUACUGUAACAUAUCUGUUAUGCCUUUCAGAAUAUGAAAAAAUGCCAUUUUUACAUGCUAUCAGCACAGUUCUUAAAAAUCAAGAAUAAAAUUUGAAUCUUAAAAACUGGAAUUUUUUGAGUACCUGCAUUUGAAUGUAAUGUAAUAUUGUCAAAAUAUGGGUGAACCACAUUCCUUUCUCUUUACAUGAUGACCAACAACUGUAAGAGCCAUUUUCAUUUUACCUUUAUGCACUUUCAGUAUGUAAAAGGCAAUCCAAGAGUGUGUAACCUGUUGACUGCUGUCAUUUGAUUGUGUUAACAUGCAUUGUUAAUGUCAUUGUAAAGGAAUCUAAAUGUAAGUUUAACCACUAAUCUUCCAAUGUUUAUCAGGCUUUUCUUAUUAGAUUUCGUUAGCCAUAAUAUGCAUAAUAAACAUAGCUAUUUGUGUGGCAUUUCAGCAGUGUUUCAUAGGAUCCUGCUUUGCUUAAGGAAUCCAUCGUUGCCACAUCUGCCUCCUCUAAUCAUGCCUUAACUAAGAGUCACUGUGCAAAGCCAAUAGGUUGCAACAGUGCAGAUUGAUGGCUGCUGCACCUUUCCACAGUUAUAUGGAAAUAAAUAAAUAAAUAUCUAGAAAUAAAAGAGACUCCUUAUCAA
Molecule: messenger RNA, 2832 nt
Organism: Scatophagus argus
Lineage: Eukaryota; Metazoa; Chordata; Actinopteri; Scatophagidae
Gene: mon1a
Product: MON1 secretory trafficking family member A
Exons: 6
Coding region: 296-1858 (520 amino acids)
Biological process (GO): vesicle-mediated transport; protein targeting to vacuole
Source: RefSeq, a predicted model, not a curated record